Messenger RNA from Homalodisca vitripennis (glassy-winged sharpshooter), 788 nucleotides. Its product is annotated as cytochrome P450 6k1-like. The record is from RefSeq and is a predicted model, not a curated record. NCBI's taxonomy places the organism in Eukaryota, Metazoa, Arthropoda, Insecta, Hemiptera, Cicadellidae. The coding region runs from base 342 to 788 and encodes 148 amino acids. The transcript has 3 exons. Gene Ontology annotation, molecular function: iron ion binding; monooxygenase activity; oxidoreductase activity, acting on paired donors, with incorporation or reduction of molecular oxygen.
UACAUAUGUAGCUGAAGAAUCUGAGAUACAAUUACAGUUAAACUUUUAAAAGUGCUUUACAAUGUGCAAUUAAAAUAUAUUAACUUUUUACAAAGAAACAAAUUACUAAAUAUGUUAUAAUAACUGUAUAUAUAAUUAAUGUUUCAGAAAUUGACAACAACUUCAUUGUUGCACAGUCAUUUGUAUUUUUCUUAGCCGGUUAUGAAACUCCCGGAAAUAUUUUGGCGUGCACUUUGUUUGAAGUGGCAAAACAACCUGCAAUCCAAGAAGCCUUGUAUGAAGAGAUAGAGAGCAUACUUAGUAAAUAUGGUGGCGAAGUAACAUUUGAUGCCUUGCAAGACAUGAAAUAUCUUCGGCAAGUUGUCUCAGAGGCCUUAAGAAAAUAUACACCACUCACACUGAUCUUCCGAAGAUGUACCAAGGAUUACAAAAUUCCAGACACCUCUAUAGUGAUAGAGAAGGGAACUCUAGUACUCAUGCCUCUGAGAAGUAUCCACGAGGAUCCUGAUCACUAUCCAAAUCCAGAGGCUUUUGAUCCAGAACGGUUUUCUGAUGAGAAUUCUGCAUCAAGGCACAUAGCUGCUUAUAUGCCUUUUGGGAUUGGUCCACGUUUUUGUCCAGCGGUGUUGUAUUCUCACAUCAACAUUCGAACAGCGCUGGUAUUCUUGCUGAGGCAGUUUGAAAUACGUGUCACCGAGGAGACUCCGGAAUAUCUCCAGCCCAAUCCCCUCGCAUUCCUCAUGUCUCCAAAGAAUGGUAUCCCCUUGGCCUUCAAGAAACGCCACUGA